This is a messenger RNA of Cladocopium goreaui, 829 nucleotides long. The record is from the annotation of a GenBank genome assembly. Lineage: Eukaryota; Dinophyceae; Suessiales; Symbiodiniaceae.
AGUUGCAGCAAUUUUGCUCAAGGGUAGCCCCUCAAGGACGACUUCUUCAGGAUGCUGCCGAGAGUUUUGAGAGCUUGUGGCACUGCGGUGCCAAAGGUCACAGGCUUCAAACAAAAAGCUCUGCGUCCACUUCUUUGUCCAGUGCAGCAGAGGUGCUUCUCGCUGUCUUCCGCAGCCAAAGUGGCCAAAGAUCUCCAAGCAGAGAUUGGGCACGAGGAGGAGCAGUAUCAGCAAGCCAAGGAGAUCAAAAAGUUCCUCGAUUCCUCCAGCUUCAAGUUCAAGGAGAAAGAGGGCGAUGUGAACAUGCAUUUGGAACGGGAAGUCGGAGACAAGCUGGUGAAAGUUGAAUGGCAACUGACCAGCCCUUUUGACCCUACUGCUGAUGUGGAGGGUGAUCAAGAGGGUGGUGAGGAAUACGAAGCCACCGACUUCUGCAUCACCAUUGAAAGCAAGAGUGGUGCUGGUGUGUCCUUCUAUUGCAGCACACAGACUGGAGAGGACCACCGAUAUGUGAUUGGAAAUGUGAAGUCCUUUGCAACCACAGAGGAGAAGGAAAGUGUGAGCUCUUACAACGGUCCAGAAUUUGAGGAUGUCGACGAAAAACUGCAGGAAAGCUUCGAUGAAGUACUGGCAGAGGUUGGUGUCAAUACGGAAUUGUGCGAUUUCAUCGACGCCAUGGCAUUGGACAAGGAGCAGCGAGAAUACAUCCGAUGGCUGAAGAAUGUGAAAUCCUUCAUGGAGUGAGAUGCAACCGUUGCUUCCCACGGCAGAGUAGGUCUAGCUCUACAGCUGGUGCGCAUGCCAGAAGCUCCCGAAGGUUUCUUGACGG